Trematomus bernacchii (emerald rockcod) is the source of this 1228-nucleotide messenger RNA. RefSeq names its product claudin-4-like. Gene Ontology annotation, molecular function: structural molecule activity. Gene Ontology annotation, biological process: cell adhesion; bicellular tight junction assembly. The record is from RefSeq and is a predicted model, not a curated record. The coding region runs from base 70 to 741 and encodes 223 amino acids. NCBI's taxonomy places the organism in Eukaryota, Metazoa, Chordata, Actinopteri, Perciformes, Nototheniidae. Gene Ontology annotation, cellular component: bicellular tight junction; plasma membrane. The transcript has a single exon.
ACACACACACACACCGCGCCCUGCAGCCAGCCGCCAGCUGUUUCUGGUUAGACGGCCGGGCCUGCAGUCAUGGAGCGGCAGCUGGAGCUCGCUGCCCUCGGCGUGGCAUUCACCGGGUGGCUGUGUGCCAUCCUGACCCGCUGCCUGGCCCUGUGGACGGUGAGCGGCACCAUGGACAACAACACGGCCACGCUGCCUGCCUACUGGGACGGGGUGUGGCUGGAAUGGGAUCACUGGGACCUGGCUCACGAUGGAAGUCUGCACUGCUCCUUCUACCAGUCUCUCAUGUCUCUCUCUGGAAACUUCCGCACGUGGAGAGCCCUCAUUAUGGCGGCUGUCGGUGCCGGGGCUUUGGCUGUGGUGAUAGGGGGGGUGGGGGCGGUGUGGUUCCCCCUGAGGGGACAGGUCAAAGUGUUUUCUGGAGCUCUCUUUGUUUUGUCUGGGAUCGUGCUGCUGGUUCCCAUUGCAUGGACGUGCCAUCACACCAGUCAGCCACUGGAGGGGGCCGCCCUGCUGAGGAGAGCCUGGGGGCCUGCGCUCUACCUCGGGUGGAUCUCCUUUGCUCUGAUGCUGGCGGGGGGUGUGUUUCUCACCACCAGGUGCCCCACAGGGGGUCCGGUGCAGCUGCCUGCAGGGGGCGGGCCCUCCAGUCCAGAGGAGGAGGCCGCCCACCCGCUGAGCCGCAUCCACAGGACUGCGUUCACUCAGAGCCAGUAUGAGCGCCAAGCAGGGCCCGUGUGAGGGGACUGGAUAUAACUGGAAAACCAUCAACAUGUGAAGUGACUGGGGGGGGGGGGGGGGACAUGCUGUGUCAUGUUUUAUUGUUAGUGUUUUUAAUUUGCAUCCUGUUUUGUAUUUCUAUUGAAGCUAACACUGUGUAGCUAUAUUUAAUGCCAUUACUAAUACCAAACUGACAUUAAGACAUACAGCCCUCUGAUCACUAAUAAUGUCUUAAAUGUGAGUGAAUAUUGAUACUAAAACUAAAGACACAUUGCACUACAUCAGCUGGUUUCAGUGGCAAACAUGUUUACACCCGAGGUGAAUUCUUCUGCACAAAAGGACACUGGAAUAAAGCUUUGCACUUGACUCAGACAUCUUUGUUUACAGGAGUUCUUCUAAUGUCAUGCUUUACAGUGAUUUUAACUCAUGCCACAGAACGCAACAUAGAUGUCUAUUUUGAGUAUUUGUAUUUUAAAAUAAAGACGGAAUCUGACCAAUUGUCUUUGCA